This is a messenger RNA of Oryza sativa Japonica Group (Japanese rice), 1255 nucleotides long. RefSeq lists its product as uncharacterized. Lineage: Eukaryota; Viridiplantae; Streptophyta; Magnoliopsida; Poales; Poaceae. The record is from RefSeq and is a predicted model, not a curated record. Gene Ontology annotation, molecular function: nucleic acid binding; zinc ion binding.
CUAUAUCAUUAGCUGGUCACGCGGCCCAAUUGAUUCCUAUAAAAGCCGCCCCACUCACCAUUCUGCUUCUGCGCUCUGCUUUUUCUCUGCUCUUCUCGAUUUCUCCGGUGCACCGCUCCUCUGAUCGGCCGAUGGACUUCGCCGACGCUCCGUCGCACGGAGACUCGCUGGUGGUGGUGAGGGACGCGCUGCUGUCGCAGCUCCAGCAGGAUCGCCUCCGGAAGGACAUCAUCGUCGCCGAGCUCGCCAAGAUAGAGCGCGCCAUGGCUCUGCGCGAUGUCUCGCAGUCGCCGACGCCCCGGCACGCCGCCGCCGCCGCCGCCGCCGGAAAGACUAUUACAACUGUGGCUACACCGGCCAAGAAACCAUCGCCUUCAGAGAAAUCUGAACCGGCAGUUCAGAAGUCGAUGCCACCCUCGGCAUGGAGCUGCGCCGUGUGCCAGGUUCGAACAACCAGCGAGCGCAACCUACGUGAUCACUGCGGAGGUCAGAAGCACCAGUCCAAAGUCGCAGCACUGGAGAAGACAACCAAGGCCAUGGCGAGAACGACGGCGAAACCUUCUCCCGGUGCAGCAGCAAGAUGGGGCUGCAGCAUCUGCAACAUCAGCUGCAACGGCGAGUGCGAUUUCGAUACCCACCUGAAGGGGAAGAAGCAUCAAGCGAACACCCAGGCCUUACUGGAACAAAACAAGAAGAGCUCAGUGAAUCCAGAGUCACAGGGAACCAAGGCGGCGGCAGCAACACUGAUCUGCAGAGUUUGCCAAGCUAAGUUCACCUGUCAGUCAGACUUGCAGAGCCAUCUCAAGGUCAUGAAGCACCAGCUGAAUCUCCGGGCACCAUCUUCAGAUGGCUCUAGCUUCACCAGUGCAACCUCGGAGAGUUUGAGUUUGGAAUUGUAUUCUUGCAAGGUUUGCAGCGUGAAGUGCACCUUCGAGAGGAUGCUCGCGUACCAUCUCACUGGGAAGAAGCACCUGAAACAGGAGAAUUUGCAGUUGUCCUGCGAGAUCUGCAAACUGCAGUGCAACAGCGAGAAAGUGCUCUCUGACCAUCGUUAUGGGAAGAAGCACCAGGCGAAGCUCGAGAAAGUGCUUCAGGCAAAGCUCAAUGCGACGGAAUGAGAUGCGUCUGAUUCUGAUUAAAGAUGCUGGCGUUUUGACUUUUGAGCAACGAACAUUUAAAUUAUCGACGGCACUGUAUGAUUAUUUCAGAUUAUUAAUCCUUGAUUUUGGGACUUACUGCUGCUGCUUCUUUUCAA